This is a messenger RNA of Seminavis robusta, 624 nucleotides long. The record is from the annotation of a GenBank genome assembly. NCBI's taxonomy places the organism in Eukaryota, Bacillariophyta, Bacillariophyceae, Naviculales, Naviculaceae.
AUGACGCAGACCGUGAGAAGCACUACUUCACAGCUAUUGGUCGUCGGCAUUUGGAUCAUUGGCAUUUCUGUGGUUGAAGCCUUUGCUUUGGAGAAUUCAAUCAACAGGAACCGGCACACAUUGUCUGUGGCGAAGCCAACGCAGCCAACAACACCAAGUGACAAACCGGCAGAGAGUAUUGUGCGGUACGACCUUGGCAUUGGCAAGAACCCACCUUUCAGCGGCUCAAUUGGUGCGGUAUUACAAAGCCAAGAACCAUCCGAUAUCUAUGACGCCUGUCAAUAUCUAAUAGAGCAUGAAGCCGUGAGGGACAUUCCGAAUCCAACAAAUACUCCUCGGGAACAAUAUGGGGCUCAACCGGAAAGCAACCAACGGCCAAAGACCUCAAAUCGUAUUGUGAACAAGCCCAAGAUUAUCUAUCCAAAGCGCUCAGAGAGCGUUCUGUUCACGAGCGAUAGAUCACUUCGGGCGAAAAAGUCCUUGAGAAGGGCCAAUAGGACCAUCAAACCAGCUUCAGUGGUUGGUAUGACGGACAGCAAUGACGAGCUUGACAUCAACACGGUUUGGGUGGAAAUGCUCGUACACAGUGAGCAGUCGAGAGUUGCAUAUUCUGCUACUAGCUAG